ACCCCGCCAGCCUGAGACUUUAAUUGAGCUCCCUCCUCCCUCCUCCCUCCUCCUCCUCAGUCUCCUCCGGGCUGCGGGCUAAGUUCUCGUCGACACACCACUUCAGUUCACAUUAUUUCGGACUGGAUACGACAAGCAGCAGCAGCCAGAAGACAUGGCUUUCCUCCUCAGAACAUUUCUACCGCUGUUCCUUCAGGUCUGCCUCCUCAGCUGGAGCGCGUGGGCCAAGGUGGAGCUGACAAUGCAUGAGAGCAUUGAGGUGUACCUGGGUGACUCGGCUCAGAUCCCCUGCCAGUACAGCUUCACUGACGCCGACAACGAGCCCAGCAUUGUCAUAAUCCAGUGGUUUGUGAGAGCUUCGGGGAACAACUCAAGGAUGCGGAUCUUCUACGGAGACGACAGCCAGCAGAUGGUGGACAACAACACCAACUACAGCGGCCGCAUCGAGGUGACUUCGGACCAGCAGGGAACCCGGCUCACCAUCCAAGACGUCAAGCUCUCAGACGAGAGGGAAUUCUUCUGCCAGGUCAACGGCAUGGCUGCCGGGAACGCCGAGGGGAAGACCCACCUCAGAGUGUUCGCUCCUCCAGAGGCUCCAGUCAUCGAGGGAGUCUUUACUGGAAUAUCUGUGACCAAUGAGGUGCCGACUAAGGUUGCAUCGUGUGAGGCUCGGAAUGGCUUCCCUAAACCCAACAUCACCUGGUACAGGAACGGCAUGCCACUGAUGUCUUCCCCAGGACAUGUAAACGUGCUGACCCUGGUGACCCGGGACUUCAGGGACUUCUACUCCGUCCAGAGCACGCUGGAGUACAAGGUGGUGAAGGAGGACAAGGACGCCCAUUUCUUCUGUGAGGUUAGCUUCUUUGUCCCGGCGGCCAUCAGGACGGUCGAGUCCAACAGCAUCAACGUCACCGUUCACUACCCCACCACCAUGGUGGAGCUGUGGAAGGAGUCGCCCCAGGGCUUGGUCAAAGAGGGGGACACUGUGGAGCUGCGUUGCCAGGGUGACGGCAACCCCCCAUCGCCCUUCGUUUUCAACAGAGAACAAGACCCGGAUGAGGACUUGGAGGGCCGUGGCGAUGUGUUGUUCCUCUCACCAGUGUCGCGGAAAGACAGCGGCAUCUACCAGUGUCGCCCUCUGGAUGCCGAUGAGUACGCCGACGUCAAAGGAGAAAUGCAGCUCACCGUGCACUACUUGGACCCAGCGGUCGUGGUACCCAAAGACUCAGAAGUCAUGCUCAAAGGAGAAGAUCUGAUUGCGACCUGCAACGCUCUGUCCUCCCUGAAAACCUCCACCGUCUGGUACAAGGAUGGGCAGCAGGUGGGUUCGGGGAACACGUUGCACCUGAGGGACGCCACCUAUGCAACAACAGGAGAGUACGCAUGUGAGGUGACCGUUCCCUCCCUGCCGGCCCUUCACACCAGCGGCUCCGUUCACAUCAUCGUCCAAGGUGGUGCCCAGCUGGUGGGCGAGGAGCAGGAGGUGCAGCUGGAGGAGGCAGCAGGCAGGAUGGUGAACCUGAGCUGCGAGGCUCAGGGCCAACCGCUGCCCGUCAUCAACUGGAACAUCAUCGGCAGCCAGAACUGGCACGAGGUGGUGAACCAGGCGAACAGGCACAUCGCUCACAGCGUGGUGUCGGUGAAAGUCACCUCGGACAUCAGCGCACUGUGCAACGCCUCCAAUGACAUGGGCACCGAAGUGAAGGCUUUCAGCAUCAAAGCCAUUCCCAUGGUCACCUCAACUGCUCCCUUCUCUCCUGCUGAGGGCAGCGGGGUGAUCAUAGUGGUGAUCAUACUGUGUCUGCUGCUGCUCGCCAUCCUCGGCAGUGUUCUCUACUUCCUGCAUAAGAAGGGGAAGAUCCCCUGUGGACGCUCAGGGAAACAGGAGAUUACCAAAGAGAAGACCACCAAAGAUGACAUUGUCGUGGAGAUGAAGACCAACACAAAGAAUGAGGAAGCCGUCCUCCUAAAGGCCGUCAACGGAGACAAAAAGGGCCCCAAUGAGCAGCACACGAAGCCAGCAGUCAGCGUGUGUGUGUGUGUGUGUGUGUGUGUGUGUGUGUUGUAGACGCUCCCACUGAUCCUCCCACCCCCCCAAUCAGGCUUUCAUUAUCGGCAGUAUUCAGUAGAUUUACACAGAAAAAAAACACACACACACACACACACACACACACACACACACACACACACACACGUAUGUUUGUACAGAUGUGUAUUUUCCUUUGAAUGUUUGCUUCCUCGUUCAGUUUCAUUUUGUUUUUGUAUUUUUUGCUCAGACUGUGUUCGGCUCUUUGCUGUCGUUCAGUCUGUGUGUGUGUGUGUUGGUGUCUCAGGUGCAUCACCACCUUUUUGUUUGUUUUUAAAUGAAAGUGUAUAUAUUAUAUAUAUUUUGUUAUUUAAGAUAUUUUGGCACGUUCAUGGGUCCAGGUGAGUUUUUCAGAGACCAAACGUUCUUCACAGUCCCACUGAGAGAAGGCUCGUCAGUGUGUUCGCUCCGGUUUCACAGCCAAUGUUUGUCAGAAUUCAUAUUAAAACUGACCAAAAAAAAAAAGCGUUUCCUCCAGAAUUUAAUGUCUAAUGUCGCUUGAAACGCCGGAUAAUCAGAACGCACACUGGCAGCCUUCUCUGGCAAACUGCUGUCAAGCCCUUGUACUGUUUGUAAAUACAUUGUAGUGUACAGACCUGCUAGUGGUGGCCUUGGACUGUUACUGAAGGUGAAAAGGUCAAAGGUUAGUGAUCUGCUGUGCCUGUUUUUUGAGAAUGCAUCAUACACUGAAUUUCUUUUUCUCUUGGGUUUGCUCUGUGUGUUUGUUCUUGGUUUCCACUGCGAGCUAGUCGGGCCUGAAGAAGCGUUCCAGUGUUUGUGAAUGUUUGUGACGUGUUUACUGCAGAUAAAACACACACUGUACUGCGAGCUGCAGCUUUUUACGUUUCUGUUUGUGUCUGUGCAGUGUGAGAGUCAACUGGCAGACGCUUACACGCUUUUUUAUCAGAUAAUCCGUCACAGGGAACAUUGAGUUCUAUCACUCUGUGGUGAUUUUACUGCAGGUUGAUGAGAAAGGUCUGCUCUGUGAUGGAUCUGAACUCCAGCAAGUCUCAAGUUUCAACGUUGUUUUUUUCUUUAAAAUGAAUGUAAAGCAGUGGCUGUGGAAGGUAGAAAUACACUUCAUUUCUAUCUGCAGCUCCCCCAGUUUGUCAUAUUAUCACCACAUUCACACGGCAGAGCAAAGUUUCGAAGGCGUUUCAACAAUCUGAAUUGAUUUAUUAUAAACCGUCUGUACAGGAGCAGGAAAUUACAAACCAGCUUGUUCUCUUAAUCGUGUAUGAAAAUAUUUAUGGAACAAAAACAAACUCAAAAUAAAAUUGUAACAUUCCUGUUAGCUUCAGCAUGGUGGCCACUCUUACUCUUCCACACACAAACAACAAAUCACAAUCAAUGAAGGAAGAAAAGGCAAAAACGAGCCAAACAUAAACCUCAGAAUAUGACAAAAGAAAAUGACAGUGAAAAACAAACUGCCAAAAGAAGCAACAGCAAAAAGAAAAUGUUCCAAAACAACACAAUUAAAAGUAAUAUCUACGUAAGAUUCAUGUUUUUCUAUUUUCAUACACAAGUUUUUAUAUUUCUUGUAUAAAACAAGCAGGGCGAUGUCAUUUCUGGACACUUUCUUAAAGAAAAAAAGCCCCCUUUUUUAAAAAUCCAGAUGAGGAAAAGGGUCUUUGGAGAUUGUUGAAAUGCCUUCAGACGAGCUGUAAGUGUUUCUAAACGACCUUCUGGUUCUUGUUGUGCAGCAAGUGGACGUUUGAAUGUGAUGACGACGGAUGGGAGGGACAAACUGCAGCUGAUUUCUAGUAACUCUAUUAACAUGCAGCGACACUGGAAUACUGCUUGUAAAGGCCCGUGUUGUGAAUACGAUGUUACUGAUCGCUCUGUAGGUUAUUAUGAAAAGAUUUGUUUUGUUGCGCUACGUUGCCCAGAUGACUUGCAUCAUUAAAAAAUAAAUAAAAAAAGUAGUGAGAUGUUUUCUGUUUUCCACUGAGGUGAUAAAGUUGUUUUAAAAAAAUAAAAUAAAUCCAGGUUCAGGACGUCCUCAGGCAAGAAGUGUCCUCGUGUGCGACGCUUUCAUUGUGGUUUUAGAGAAGCCGCAUAAAGCCAUAACACCAACCGUCUCUGGUUUCAGUUCCACACAACUUUAAAAUAUUCUGUUUUUAUUGUUUCACCGGUGAGAACACAAGUUUGAAACAUUGCAAACAAGUUCUUUUUCUUUUUCUAAAUGUGUGUAAAUUAAGUACUGUACAUGUGAUUCUUUAAUGCUUGCGUUUUUUUAUAUUUUUUGCAAGAAAAUAAUGCCAAAUAAAAACGUUUCAUUUAAAGAGAGA
Messenger RNA from Morone saxatilis (striped sea-bass), 4377 nucleotides. It is a transcript of the gene mcama, whose product is annotated as melanoma cell adhesion molecule a. The record is from RefSeq and is a predicted model, not a curated record. Gene Ontology annotation, cellular component: plasma membrane. Lineage: Eukaryota; Metazoa; Chordata; Actinopteri; Moronidae. Gene Ontology annotation, biological process: angiogenesis.